Messenger RNA from Austrofundulus limnaeus, 2559 nucleotides. RefSeq names its product selenoprotein N (gene selenon). Lineage: Eukaryota; Metazoa; Chordata; Actinopteri; Cyprinodontiformes; Rivulidae. Gene Ontology annotation, cellular component: endoplasmic reticulum membrane. The record is from RefSeq and is a predicted model, not a curated record. Gene Ontology annotation, molecular function: calcium ion binding. Gene Ontology annotation, biological process: calcium ion homeostasis; skeletal muscle fiber development. The transcript has 13 exons.
UCCURGUGGUUCCAGAUAGGAUGUGGGAAAUAGUAAAUCUAUGCAGCUAGCUAACAUUGCACAGCUGCCGCGCGACAGACGGCUGGAAACGACGCGGUAAUCUCUUCUGUAGCCCUGCUCUGACCGGGGUCAGAGAUGGCCGCAGACGUUGAUAAAAGAAGCCCCGAGACAGAGCGCGAGACCAGGCAAAAUCAUGGGCACCGGACCACGCCGGUCUCUGGAUCCUGGUUCUGCCGGGGGAUGUGGACCCUGCUGUUGUUCUGCGCGGUGCCGCUGUUAGCCUUUGGGWUAAAGUACUAUCAAGAUGUCCAGCUCUUCAGACGUCACGAAGAGAGUGUUCGAACUCUGGGUGCCGAGGGCGCUUUUCUCUUCUCCUCUUUGGACACCGACCAUGACCUCUAUCUCAGUCCAGAGGAGUUCAAACCCAUAGCAGAGAAGCUCACAGGGAUCACAGCCCCGGUGGGUUUGGAGGAGGAAGAGAUUCAUGACCCAAAUGGAGAGGCUUUGAURUUGGAAGCCAAGAUGCAGGCUCUGCUGCUUGACUCCAUGACGAAAAGCAAGGAUGGUUUUCUUGGAGUUUCUCACAGCUCACUUAGUGGCCUCCGCUCUUGGAAGGGCCCUGCGGUGCCUUCGCUGUCUUUCUUUGCCAGCCAGUUCAGAGUAUUUCUGCCCCCCAAAAAUAAGCUGGAAGUUGGAGACACUUGGUGGGUGAUUCCCAGUGAGUUGAACAUCUUCACUYGAUACCUGCCCAAUAACCGGUACCACCCUCCCGCCCCAAAAGGCAAAGAGGUUCUCAUCCACUCCUUGCUGAGUAUGUUCCACCCUCGGCCCUUCAUCAAYUCACGUUUCGCUCCGCAGGGAACAGUCGCCUGCAUACGUGCCAGCAGCGAGUUUUAUUACGACAUCGUCUUCAGGAUUCACGCAGAGUUCCAGCUCAACGAUGUUCCGAACUUCCCCUUCUGGUUCACCCCGGGACAGUUCACCGGCAACAURGUCCUCUCGAAAGAUGCUUCUCACGUCCGCCACUUCCACCUCUACGUCCCRAAUGAGCGGUCUCUGAACGUGGACAUGGAGUGGCUGUACGGAGCCAGUGAGAGCAGCAACAUGGAGGUAGACAUCGGGUACCUGCCACAGUUGGAGCUGCAGUCGAUAGGCCCAUCCACGCCGUCCACCAUCGUGGAUGAGGAGGGGAAUGUAAUCGACAGUCGUGCCGGCGGCGGCGGCGAGCCGAUCCAGUUUGUUUUUGAGGACAUUCACUGGAGUUCRGAGAUCAGUCAAGAGGAAGCUUUUAGACGCUUGGAGGUGACCCUCUACCCCUUUAAGAAGGUGCCCUACUUUCCUUUUUCAGAGGCUUUUGAGCGAGCUGAGGCAGAGAAGAAGCUGGUGCAUUCAAUCCUGCUCUGGGGAGCUUUAGACGACCAGUCUUGCUGAGGUUCGGGGCGAACUCUCCGGGAGACAGUCCUGGAAAGUUCGCCCGUUCUGGCUCUGCUCAACCAGAGCUUCAUCAGCAGCUGGUCUCUGGUCAAAGAGCUGGAGAGCCUGCAGGCUGACGAGCAGAAACCUGCUCUGAGUAAAAAGGCCCGCCUACACCUGGAAAAUUACAAUUUCCCUGUAGAGAUGAUGGUGGCACUCCCCAAUGGAACCAUUGUCCACCACAUCAAUGCUAACUACUUCCUGGACCAGACAGCCAUGAAACCAGAGGAUGAAGGAGCAGCUUUCAGUUUUUCRGCGGGGUUCGAAGACCCCUCCACGUCCACUUAUAUCAGCUUCCUGAAAGAGGGGCUGGAGAAAGCCAAGGGGUACAUGGCACAGUAACGUGAGACUUUCAACUUCAGAAAGUGACAGUCAUUCCCGACCGAGUACUGAUCCUGGAUGAGAAAAAAAAACACUAUGUAGGAAAACUGUAAUCUGUGUUGGCAGCUGGGAAACAUUUUUUUAUCCUCUGUUCUUAUUUAUUUCAGCAUGUUGGUUAAAAAUUAGGUUUUUAUACAGGUUUUGUAUUCUYAAAGCACCUUUAGACCUAUUCUGUCUUACAGCUGCAGAUUAAUGUAAAAAACAACAACAACAACAGAAUUCUGCCAUGUGACGAUCCAACACAGCCUACCGUCGUUUAUUCUUUCCUGUUCUGUAUUGCAUGAGCACGAGCAGACUUUCCUGCUGUUCUUUGCGCUCUGAGUGGAUGUGUGGUGUCGCUGCCUCCAGCUGUGUCUCUGCCGUUUGUGAAGACUUCCCCUGAAAGCUCCCUCGGAGCAGGGUGACGCCUGAUGUUGCUGCUGAGGCCGCUGGAGGAAACACCYCCCUCCGACUCGAGAGUGGGGACAAACCCAGCAGGAAAAACUGAGCUCGGUUGUUGCACGUAAAGUAUUAUUUUAUAGUUUGUGUGUGAGACUGUGUGUUUAAAAUGUUCUGCCUUUGUGAAUGGAGUCGGAAUGGAGACCACACCAAAGAGUGCAGUUUUUAUUUUUUAUGUUCGGCAGAUACAUUUGUUCCCACUUGCUUUAUAUUUUAUGCAACUAUGAAACAAAUGAUCUGAUUUAACUAUAAAAUCAUUUUAUACUA